AUGGGGUACGCCGUUUUGGUCACUCUGCACGAGGACACCGCUGAGGCGAAAGUUGAGGAGAUUCUGGCGCAAAUUGUCUGCAUUGAUGGUGUCAACACAGUGACGACGGAAUGGCGGAGUGAUCGGAAGCGGAGAAACGAGCCCGAUUCGAUAGUUUCACCAACGAUCGACGUAGAGGAAAAAGUCGAGAAGGUGCACAAGGAAAACGAAACGAGUAGCGCAAAGAAAAGCAAAGCUCAAAAAAGCAACUCAGUUGCGUGGACACCAGCUUCAAAAGAGAAAGACGAUAAGCCCACUAAACAAGAUUCGCUCCGGAAAAUCCAGGAUCAAAAGCAAGCUGAGAAAGAUUUCGAUCAAAAGCUCGCGCUCAUCUUCGGCCCGUCGACUCCAAAGAAAUUUCUCUCGCCAAAAAAGCGCCCGCAAGCUGCUACUCCGCCAGUUUCACGGCCAAGCUCACCCUCCAAUUUCAGUCCAUCGCUUCAACUUCAAUCCGUCAAGACGCCAAAGCCUCAUCCUGAUUCGUUUGAGUAUGUCAUGUUGAAGAUGCAAGCGAGGGAUUCGGGGAACACUUCCCGCUCCAAAAGCCCAGAGGAUGACAAGGAGAAUGUGAAAAGUCGAAAGUCGACGCCUCAACGAGAAGAAAUCGAGCGUCGAGUGAAUUGCGCAUUUUGCCUAACUCCAACGAACGUCAACGGUCUUCGCUGGCAUGCACUUAUCCAUUGUGGUCGAAAGCUUUACAGUUGCAAAUUGUGUCCAUUUGAGACGAACAAUGUGCACUCGAUGAGAAACCACAUCAACGGGAGACACGCCGAAGAGCCAACCAUUAAUAUCAACUACAAGUAUAAUAUGGAUGAGGAUCUGAAAACGAAAUGGAUCCAAGCGUCAAACAAGGCUUUCCCCGAUCAUUCCUCCAAAUGCGAGCAACAGAUUCGCAAUGAUACGAAAAGGUUU
Molecule: messenger RNA, 951 nt
Organism: Mesorhabditis belari
Lineage: Eukaryota; Metazoa; Nematoda; Chromadorea; Rhabditida; Rhabditidae
Source: the annotation of a GenBank genome assembly